Hyaloscypha bicolor E is the source of this 2106-nucleotide messenger RNA. RefSeq lists its product as uncharacterized. The record is from RefSeq and is a predicted model, not a curated record. Lineage: Eukaryota; Fungi; Ascomycota; Leotiomycetes; Helotiales; Hyaloscyphaceae. The transcript is spliced from 3 exons. The coding region runs from base 1 to 2106 and encodes 701 amino acids.
AUGAGAGAUCAACUCCAGAAAGCGAAGGAAGAUCUUGAAGCCUCGAUCAAUAAGGAACUAGAAGCUUUCCAGGGGAAAGCAAAGACCGAACAAGAUAAUUUAAAAUGCCAAUCUACCGAACGUCAGAGGAGCAUUCAAAGCGAUCAGGACGGGAAACUUAAGGCUUUACAGGCUCGUCAUGUCCAGGAGUUAGCUGACCUCAAAAUCGAGACAGAGAAGAAGAUUCAAGAAGCUAAGGCUGAGGCUCUCAAAGCCAAAAUUCAUUUGGACGAACGGGUUGGGGAGCAGGAGGCUUUGAUGGAGCAGAAAUUCAGACAGCGGAGGAAGGAACUGGAGGUGAAGGAGAAACAAGAGAAAGCAGAAGUCGGACGACUGGCUUUCUUCGAGGUCGAGAAGCAAGUCGAGUCAUCACCUUUGCUCAAGGCAACAAAUUUGUGGCUAAGCUUUCCACGACCGGUUGAGGCGACUCCAAGCCGAUCAGAGGCCAGCGCUCCGCUGAAUCGACCAGUCGUCAGUCCGAUCACUCCUCGGGAUGGUAGCCCUACGUGUGCUGCUACGAGUACUCCUCAGAAUGCAACUACCGGACCCAAUCCUGGAGUGGCCGGCUCUGAAAACGCUCUGAUGGGUACUCCUCAGGGGGAACACUCUCGAGCUUCUUCGAAGAUACCGACUGCUAAAAACAAAAAGCCGGCAUCGAAUACUCCGCCCAAUGCAGUUCCUACCACUCCUCAGCAAGAAGCCGCUCAAACUUCGGCGAGAACACCGGCUGCGAGUGCUCCAAAGCCUGAUUCGGAUGCCGCAGCUAAUGCAACUCGUAGCAAUUCUCACAAAGAACUCGCUCGAGCUCCUUCGAGGACACCAGCGCCAAGCACUGCAACGCCUGCACCAAAAGGGCCUUGCAAGUCACUUCUUAGCACCUCCACGACGGCUUCACAAAGCACACUAUCCAAGACACAACGUCCGCCCCAAGCUAAGGCAGCUGCAACUCCUGAAGGUUGUUUGCAAGGAGCCGCUGAUGAGGCUACUGUCCGCUUGCCACCAAGAACCCCAACGAAGACCUCCUCACGGCUCAAAAAACCUGACACGAUUAAGUCCGAAGGUAGUUUGAGCAGAGGCGUGGUACCACCAACCCUAGAGGGAGAGCGCCGGGCAAUGUUGAGGACUCCGUCACAAUCGCUUGGAGAAAAGCGCAAGAAUGGCUCCCCACAAAACGGAUAUUCCUCCAAAGAUCGCCCUGACGAGUUGGAUUUUGAUUUUGGCGAUGGGAAUGAGGGUGGUAUGUCCGCGAAACUCCUUUCGGUCAAACGCGCAAGGACUUCCGACAACAAGUUCAGUUUGUCUCAAAUGGAAAACGUGAAGGCAUUGUCCCAGCCUCAGCUGGGCGAUAGGUCGAAGAUGUCUGAGAUCACGACUGCACAUCGGCAACCGCUUUCCCAGAUGCCAGCUGGACGACGACAAACAGCCCCCCAGAACGCAGCACGACAACGACCAACAAUAUCACGGAACAUAGCAGGAGAGCGAAGCGCGGCAUCCCCGACCCCACCUAGAAAACCACGACAGGGAGCCAGCCAGUCGCAAGCGCCGCAGUCAAGCUCGAUGUCCCCAAGCCGUGACAACCGAUAUCUUACAACCACCACGAAUAAAGUCGUCUCCACGCAGACAACAUCUCCGUACACUUUGUCCCCUCUUCAACAUGAUGUCCCCUCCGAUCGAGAUGAUCGAAACAACUUCGAUCUCAACCGAGUCUGUUAUCCAAUGAAAGACGGCAAAUUUUUCUCCUGGCCGAGCGAAGAGGAUCACACCCCAACCCCACACUGGCUCCGUUUAGAGAAGGGAAUGUACUGCCCUUAUGUGGGCGGUAAAGUCGGUGGAGGCAAGGAUUACGGUCCCUGCUUGAUCAAGCCCACACGCAUUGUCAAGCUCGACUACUGUAUUGCAAAACGGCUUGUCAAGAUUACACGCCCUUGGCUAAACGAUCCCGAGGCGUAUGUUUUCUUUGGCUUUACCAAUCAAGUAGAAGACUUUCUACAAAGCGUCAAAGAUGGAUGGCCGGACACUAAGAUGGCGAAAUUCAAAAGCUCUGAGAUCCCGGACCUAUUUCCGUAA